Messenger RNA from Brassica rapa (field mustard), 2652 nucleotides. RefSeq names its product serine/threonine-protein kinase MPS1. Lineage: Eukaryota; Viridiplantae; Streptophyta; Magnoliopsida; Brassicales; Brassicaceae. Gene Ontology annotation, biological process: protein localization to kinetochore; chromosome segregation; peptidyl-serine phosphorylation. Gene Ontology annotation, molecular function: protein serine/threonine kinase activity; ATP binding; protein serine/threonine/tyrosine kinase activity. Gene Ontology annotation, cellular component: kinetochore; nucleus. The record is from RefSeq and is a predicted model, not a curated record.
GUGGAAUUUUAAACUGGAGGAGAGAAAAAGUAGAAGCGGCAAUAAGGGGUUCGAAUCUCAAACACAUUCUCUUGGAUUCCUCCACUCGUGUAGUCUGAAGAGAGAGAGAGAGAGAGCUUCUUCUUCGGCGGCCAUGGGGAAAAAUUGAAGCUUGAAAUCAACUGCUGCUGCUUAGUGGUUUUGGGCUCAGAAGAAAGCAAAAACGUUGUAUAGCAAAACGGAGAUGCAGUUGAGAUCCAGAGAUGGAAAAGGAGGAGGAGGCUAAUCUUCCACGGGAUAAACCUCCGAAGAGUCUAGCUCGACCCAUCUUAAACCACGAAACCUCUUCUUCUUCCUCCUCUCCUGAGCUAAUACGCCAUCUCCAAGCCGCUUUCAAGCGCCACCGUCCCCUCAAUAAGAUGCAGACAACCACUAUAGGUCCUCGACGAAGUGUUGCUGCCCAACGACAACCUUCUAGGAGCUCUACAGCUGAUGGGCAGAGACCUCAGGAUGUUGUUUCCCUCAGUCAGAGUCUCGCUGCCAAUACAUUAUUGACACAUGAUUCAAGAAACUUACCCUCUUCUUCUUCUGCUGCUGCUGGAGAAUCCACCGAGAAUGCGUCUAUCACAACAUGUUCAGUUUCAGGAACUGUUGAUAAUAUGCUUGGUGGGAGUUUCAACCAACAAGAUAGGCAGAUGGAUUUGCCGAAGCCCUUAAAAGGCAACCUGGAUAUAGGAUCUAGGAAUGAAAGUGUCAGCACAAAGGUCCAGUCUCUUGUUAGCAGCAGCACCCUCACAUCUAAUGAUAUGGAAUGGGAUGCAACAAAUCAGGCUGCAGCAUCAAAACAUCAGAAUCUCCAAUCUGUUGAUUCUGAGAUCAGUUUGAAAUCUGAAUACAAGGUUUCAUCUUCCUUGGCAAAGCUUGGAGAAUUUCGCAACUUCUUGAAUCAACCUGCAUCUCAGUGUUCUGUCAUGGGGUCAUCAUGUGCCACUACCACGUCCAUUCAUUCCUCUUCAGCUCCUAUGCUAAAUGCCACAACCCAAGUCUCUCGUUACCCUAGUGCUGUUCCAAUUCCAAGUCAAGGGAACUUGGCUCCUUCUCGUCCUUCUUUCAAGGACAGCGACAUUCUGCAUGCCAGUAAAGAUGUCCCUUUACCUGAGAUGCCAUCCUCGGCUACUGAUCAAGAAGUAAGAGUCAAAGAGACAAACAUGUCUAAGCAACAACAGUGCACUACAGUAGUUGAACCUCCAACUUUAAGUCGUGGGAGUGAUGCUACUGCUCGUGUACCCGAUGACAUGCUCACCAGUGUUAGCUCACAGCCGCAAAAAGCAGAUAAGCUAGAAAAGGUUGCAAGUAGCAAAGGGACAUCAGCGCCUCGUAAACGAAACUAUGAUCCAGACUUGUUCUUUAAAGUCAAUGGCAAACUCUAUCAGAGGCUUGGCAAGAUAGGGAGUGGAGGAAGCAGUGAGGUCCACAAGGUUAUUUCAUCAGACUGUACCAUAUAUGCUCUCAAGAAAAUCAAGCUCAAGGGUCGUGACUACGCUACAGCAUAUGGGUUUUGCCAAGAAAUUGGAUAUUUAAAGAAGCUGAAAGGGAAAACCAACAUCAUUCAGCUUAUAGACUACGAGGUUACAGAUAAGGCUUUACUCCAGGAGGUAUUGAAUGGCACGAUGAGUAACAAAGAUGCAAGAGUUAAGGAUGAUGGGUUUAUAUAUAUGGUACUAGAGUACGGAGAAAUCGAUCUAGCUCACAUGCUGUCUCAAAAAUGGAAGGAAAUCGAAGGAUCAGACCGGACUAUUGAUGAAAACUGGCUUCGGUUCUACUGGCAGCAAAUACUUCAAGCUGUGAACACCAUACACGAGGAACGCAUUGUCCACUCUGAUUUGAAACCGGCAAACUUCCUUCUUGUCAGAGGCUUCUUGAAGCUUAUCGACUUUGGUAUCGCUAAGGCCAUUAACAGCGACACUACAAACAUCCAACGAGAUUCACAGGUGGGGACAUUGAGUUACAUGUCACCAGAAGCGUUCAUGUGCAACGAGAGCGAUGAGAAUGGGAACACAAUAAAAUGUGGAAGGCCAUCAGAUAUAUGGUCGCUUGGUUGCAUACUAUACCAAAUGGUAUACGGAAGAACGCCUUUUGCAGAUUACAAGACCUUCUGGGCAAAGUUCAAAGUCAUAACCGAUCCAAACCAUGAGAUUACUUACAAUCAGCUCUCGAACCCUUGGCUUGUUGACCUAAUGAAGAAAUGUCUAGCUUGGGACCGUAACCAAAGAUGGAGAAUCCCUGAGCUUCUCCAACAUCCUUUCCUUGCCCCUCCUAUCCCACCUGAGCCUCGAGUCGGAAGCAGCAGCAUUCAACUGCUUAGUCACAUAGCUGAAUGUUUUGGUAGUGAUGUCAGGGUUUCGGAACUUUGUGCUCAGCUCAAGGAUCGGCUACGAGUUCUUGGUGGAGAAUAGAAGUGAGCAGUAGUUUUUAAUCACGGUUUUUAUUGGAUCAUGUAAAUUGUUAUGUUACCUUGAUAGCUUUAGAGAGAAGACUUUCUAUUUGUUAUUGGUGUCCCUGCUUGAUUUCUUGUAAUGGAAUGUAUCAUUUUGGUUGCUUCUCUUUUUCUUGUUUCAGCAGAUGUAACCUUUUGAGUUCUCUCUUUAGCAAACAGGUCAAUCCAUUACCAUA